CAGUAAUUAUAGUAUUGCUUGCAUGGUAGUUGCUGGAAUGUCUUGUGUACUUUAAGUUCUUAAAGGUGUACGUAGAAAAGACAUGAAAAAGUUAAGUCUUUUAAAAUAUAAUGUAUGAACGACUACUCUUGGAUCAACAAUGUAUAGGUUGUUACAUUAAAAUUAGAUUUGUUCUUUUAUAGAGAACAUAUUAAAAUAUUUUUAUAGAAAAGGGUUUGUAAUAAAUUGAAUUAAUAUGGAUUUUAAUUGUUUAUGGAUUAUUGUUCAUGAUGAGACCUAGUUUGUUAAAGGGGCCACCCAUUAAUCAAUUAGACUCUCUAGGCAAUAAUUGAUUGUCUAUCUUAAAUUAGGCAACUAAUUUGAGACGGAUUAAAUUGAAAUCCUUAUUAAUUUAAUUUGAAAUUACGGAUCCUGCUGAUUUAUAUAGGCUUAGAAUAAAUUAUGAUAUUGCAUUAAGUCAUGUGGUUCCAUCAAUUAGAAAUGGGUUAAAUUGAAAGUCCUUGCUUUGCUUUUUUUCCCCUUUACUUCUUGUGUUUUCUAAAUAAAAUUAAUAUGGAUUUUAAUUGCUCAUCGAUUAUUGUUAAUGAUGAGACCCGAGUUGGUUAAAGGGCCACCCAUUAAUCAAUUAAACUCUCUUGGAAAUAAUUGAUGAUCUAACUUAAAUUAGGCCAAUGAUUCAAGAUAGAUUAAAUUAAGAUCCCUAUUAAUUUAAUUUAUCAAUCAAAUUACUGAAUUUUAUUUUUAUUACUAGUAGAAAUCCUUUUUGUUUUCUUUUUUAAAUCAAAUUAAUAUGGAUUUUAAUUGUUCAUUAAUUAUUUUCAAUGAUGAGACUCAAGUUGGUUAAGGGUGCCGCCCAUUAGUCAAUUAAACUCUCUAGGCAAUAAUUGAUGGAAAUUAAGAUCCAUAUUAAUUUAAUUUACCAAUCAAAUUAUUGGAUUUUAUUUUUUAUUACUAAUAGAAUCCCAUUCCGUUUUCUUUUAAAUCAAAUUAAUAUGGAUUUUAAUUGUUUAUCGACUAUAGUUAAUAAUGAGACUCAAGGUUGGUUAAGGGGGCCACCCAUUAUAGUCGUUUUUGCUUUUUGCGAAUUUUCAGGUGAAUUCAGAGUUUCCUUUUUUACUUUCUUUUUGCUACUGCUACUGCUGUUUCUUCUUCUAGCCCUUUUGGCCUCCUUGUCCUGAUGUAGCACCAUGCUUUUUUAUUCUAGACCUUGUAUAUUCUCUGCCCAUUUUGUCAAAAAGUUCGGCUCUUUUAUUCUUUAAGAUAAAAGGUUGAGCCUUGGCUUGUUGGGUCUGCUAUAGUUGCUUAUGUUACAUUAUUUGCAUAUUGAAGUGAAGGGUUUUCUUCUGGUAGUCUUUGUGCACUGAAGCUUGGAGGUUUAGUAUCAAGACUUAAUAUGGAGUGAUAGUGCAGAUUCGGCCUUUGAUAAAAGCUUGAGAUUUUGAAUUUAGUUUCAUGGGUUUGGGGUAGUGCUGGUAGUCUGUGUUUACGUGUCAUUGGAAUUUUUUAUAUUUUUUUUCCUUUUUAAUAAGUAUUUUUCAUUUUCUUGAAGCUAUAACUUGUCUCGGCGUCCAGCAAAUUUGACAUCCCUUUGGGGAUUAGAUCUCUGUAUAACGAGUUUACUAUGAAUUUUUUUUAAUAUCCUGUCUAAAAUAUACUAGCAAUUGUUACAAGCAUAUGCAUAGUUUCAUUUUUAGUGCAUAGGUUCCUCAGUAAAUAGUGAAUCCGCACAGGUUCAUGUUUAGUUCAGAAUUGUUAAUAUUAUAAUAUUUAUUGUUUUAUAGUAUAAUAGUCUAAUUCUUUGUAAUAUAAUUUGUUAUGAUGCAAUGCGUCUAUUCCAUCUAUAAAUUUCAUUAUUGAUUAACCCAAAAACUAUACUUAGGGUGUGUGUUUUCCAUCUAAUCCUGUUUCGAUUAGGUUUCUCUUUUGUUUCAUUGUAAAUGCUAUUUGUGUUUCCAUGAGUGUUUUUCGGGGUUCUCUUUGAUUUCUCCAUGGCAUUAGGUUAUUUUUUUUAUUGGUAUAAUGUCAAUUUAACUUUCUUCCAUAAAUACAAUUUGGAUCCACAAUAACAGAACAUAGUCUCUCUCUGAUUUCCUACAUGUUCAAGCUGUUCAUCUUUGAUGAUAGAACCUAAACUGCAACUGAAGAUUUAACUGAAAAGCAAAACAAGUAUAUGAGGAAUAAAAAGCUAAAAAGUUGAAAUCACUAUCGGGCAAUUUUGUUUCUUAUUUUAUGUUUAAGCAUUUGAAAAUAUGAUUCCUGCUCAAUUUUAAAGAAAUGGGUAAAGAGGAAAUUCAACAAAUUACAAGAAGAACAACUCGGUCCUUUUCUUCCUCUUCUGCUACAGGCAAUGAGGCUGUGAAAACAAAAAUAAGUGAAUCAUACAUUCCCACCCUCAAAGAUCUCGUUUUUGGAGGGAAUCACCUUAGCUAUGAUGAUCUGCUAUCUAGUUUUCCCACUAGAGGUGUCCAGAUUUCUCAGAUAGUGCAUCUUUUGGGUCCCUUGAACUCCCCCAUGCUUCCUAUAUUUAUUUAUGGAGGUGCUUCAACUGGAAAAACCAGUAUUAUUCUCCAAAUUUUUAGACAUCUCAAUCGCCCUUUGGUUUAUGCAAGCUACCGGACUUGUUAUAGUCCUUGCCUCUUUUUUGAAUCCAUUUUAAAUCAGUUGUUGCUUCAUAAAAAGAAUGCAGUCAAUGGUUAUUCGAGUUCAAAACGCUGCGAAAAGCCAUCUGAUUUUGUUAAUUUACUCCGUGAAUCUUUGCUGAGUGUCAUUGGUGAUCUCAAAGUGAACUCAGGGAAAUUGAGCUCAAAUAAGUUGCCUGGGCAGCCCAAUGGAAGUAUGGUCUACUUGAUACUUGACAAUUUGGAGCUUGUUCGCAAUUGGGAUAAAAGUUCUACCAUAUUACCUUUUAUGUUUAGCCUUUAUGAUAUUUUGAAGAUGCCUGAAGUGGGACUCAUAUAUAUUAGCAAUACUUCACCUGAUACCUAUUACUCCAAUGUGGGAUAUGUGGAGCCUAUUCCUGUUUAUUUUCCUGAAUACACAGAAGAAGAUCUUCGCCAAAUUUUCUUGAGAAACCAAGAAAAUCGAAAGCUCUACUUGUCCUUUCUUGAUGUUGUACUCAAACCAUUUUGUAGAGUUACCAGACGAGUGGAUGAGUUAUCUACUGCCUUUUCAUCAUUGUUUAGAAAAUAUUGUGAACCCUUGAAUGACUUGGAACAUGUAUCCUAUGAAGAGAUGAAGAGAAGGUUGUUCAGUCAUUUUCAACCGCACAUUGCCCUUUCUUUGAAUGAGAUAUUCCAGGUUCCCUCUUGGCCUCCCCUUGAGGUUGAAUCCAACAAGGAGAAAAAGCGGAAAAGUAGCAUAAGAAAGUCAGGAGGCUGUGAAGAUUUUGCCGAGUUAGAUUUUCAUAUGUCUACUUCUGCAAAGUAUCUUCUUAUUUCAGCAUUCCUUGCUUCAAGAAACCCAGCUACUCUUGAUGCAUCUUUGUUUGAUUCAACUGCAGGUUCAGAUAGUCACAAACGUAAGAGGAAGGCUUCUGUAAAAUCAUUAGAGCAGAAGGAAGCUGCAGAACAGGAAUUACUUAUGAAAGGACCUGGAACUUUCCCAUUGGAGAGGUUAUUAGCUAUUUUUCAAUGUAUAUCAUCUGUAGUGGAAGGUCCACUUGAUGAAGAAAAUGAAAAUGAUGUCCUAAGAUUUGAAAGUGGGGAUAGUGGGUUCAUGUCUGAUGUUCUAAUGCAAUUGUCCAGCCUCUGUAAUGCUAAUUUUAUUAUUAAAGGAGGAAGCUGCCCUUUGGAGGGUUCAACUCGGUAUCGUUCUAUGAUUACUGAAGAUAUGGCUUUGAAGGUAGCUAGGAGCCUGAAGUUUCCUCUGCCAAACUACUUAUACAGAAGAUAAUGUCAAGUGUGGUCAUUAAGUAUUCGUCAAAGAUAAACCAUACAGAAGCUUGAGAGGUGAAGAUAACCAAACAUUGAACAGAGGGAAGAGCUGUUGUGAGAUUCGUUUAGUGGAGACUGACAGUAGACUGAGUAUCAAAGAGAGAAUUAUAUGUAUCUGUAUUAGAAAAACAAAAUGGAGAAAUAAUGCUUUGGUCACAUCUUGAAGCUAUAUUCCAGUUUCAGAAGCAGGUUGCUGGUCAGGCAGAUGAGAUGGACUAGUUUGAAACAAGUGUCCAGAGCAUCUUCUUAAUUUUUCCAUCUAUUUUAUUAAUAUCUGAUUCUACAUUACGUCUUAAGAGGAUGUUUGUUGUCCUACUAGAAAUAAUAUAUAUAUAAAUAUCCUUAAA
This is a messenger RNA of Hevea brasiliensis (rubber tree), 4279 nucleotides long. RefSeq names its product origin of replication complex subunit 5. Bases 2275 to 3891 code for a protein of 538 amino acids. Gene Ontology annotation, biological process: DNA replication initiation; DNA replication. The record is from RefSeq and is a predicted model, not a curated record. The transcript is spliced from 6 exons. Gene Ontology annotation, molecular function: DNA replication origin binding. Gene Ontology annotation, cellular component: nucleus; nuclear origin of replication recognition complex. NCBI's taxonomy places the organism in Eukaryota, Viridiplantae, Streptophyta, Magnoliopsida, Malpighiales, Euphorbiaceae.